Molecule: messenger RNA, 310 nt
Organism: Baudoinia panamericana UAMH 10762
Lineage: Eukaryota; Fungi; Ascomycota; Dothideomycetes; Mycosphaerellales; Teratosphaeriaceae
Exons: 1
Coding region: 6-251 (81 amino acids)
Source: RefSeq, a predicted model, not a curated record
GCCGGAUGCUGAGCGAACAAUCAAAGCUUCGUAAUGUUAUCUGUUCAAGGGGAUAUAUGUCAGCGGCAGGCGAGUGGUUGGCAUUAGCAGUGCAGCUAGCGGGAAUUGGGAGAGUGAUCAGCAAAAAGUAUUAUCCAUCAACGUUAUAUCAGCCCCGUCUUGAAACAUAUUGGAACUUCGAUUAUCAUCAAGGGAGAAAGCAGGCGAAGGGGGAGGCAGAUUAUAACGUACCAUUGGUCUGGCGUUCAUAGUAGUUGGUUGCAACUGACGCUGCUUCUGGUCGUAAACGCCAGCGGUAUCGCGGCAGCAG